AUCAUUAAGACAUAACAAGCCCUAACGCUCCGCGUUCUCUAUAUAAGACCCAGCCGGAAGCGCCCCAAAGUCUCAGAGGAAAACCUAGCGGCCGCGAUUCCUUGUACACUCGCGUGCCCCUCCGCGAUAGCCCAGGGAAACUCGAUCCAAGAUGAAGUUCAAUAUCGCGAAUCCUACCACUGGGUGCCAGAAGAAGCUUGAGAUUGAUGACGAUCAGAAGCUUCGUGCAUUUUUUGACAAGAGGAUCUCUCAGGAGGUCAGCGGAGAUUCCCUUGGUGAGGAGUUCAAGGGCUAUGUUUUCAAAAUCAUGGGAGGCUGUGACAAACAAGGGUUUCCCAUGAAGCAGGGAGUGCUGACCCCUGGACGUGUCCGUCUGUUGCUGCACAGAGGAACACCUUGCUUCCGUGGAUAUGGCAGGCGCAAUGGAGAGCGCAGGAGGAAAUCUGUUCGAGGGUGUAUUGUCAGUCCUGAUCUUUCAGUUCUGAACUUGGUUAUUGUUAAAAAGGGUGAGAAUGAUCUGCCUGGAUUGACUGACAUCGAGAAGCCUAGAAUGAGAGGACCAAAGAGGGCCUCCAAAAUCCGGAAGCUGUUCAACCUCUCAAAGGAGGAUGAUGUGCGCAAAUAUGUCAACACAUACCGCCGAACUUUCACUACUAAAUCAGGUAAGAAGUGCAGCAAGGCGCCCAAGAUUCAAAGGCUCGUGACUCCCCUGACACUCCAAAGAAAGCGCGCCAGAAUUGCCGAGAAGAAGAGGAGGAUCGCCAAGGCUAAGGCAGAAGCAGCUGAGUAUCAGAAGCUUCUUGCAAUGAGGCUCAAGGAACAGCGUGAACGCAGAAGUGAAAGUCUGGCGAAGAGGAGAUCUAAGCUCUCUGCUGCCUCCAAGCUAUCUGCUGCAGCUUAGAUACAAGGUCGUUUAACCGGAAAAAAAAAAAUGUUUGGAUGGUAGCUGUCAUUUUGACCGCAUGCAUAUGUUCGUUAGUUUGGUUGGUGGUUGGGAUUUUGUGUCGGACUAGAGUCCGCACUGUUUUUUGAAUGUUGCAUCUCAGUAUGUUGGGAUUCUGCCAUAUGGUAUUUAAUGCUCUUUGCCUCUGAA
Elaeis guineensis (African oil palm) is the source of this 1093-nucleotide messenger RNA. RefSeq names its product small ribosomal subunit protein eS6. Gene Ontology annotation, molecular function: structural constituent of ribosome. The record is from RefSeq and is a predicted model, not a curated record. Gene Ontology annotation, biological process: translation. Gene Ontology annotation, cellular component: ribosome. Lineage: Eukaryota; Viridiplantae; Streptophyta; Magnoliopsida; Arecales; Arecaceae.